AUGUCGCUGAGCCCAAAGCACACGACACCGUUCUCAGUGACAGACAUUCUCAGCCCCAUAGAAGAGACGUACAAGAAGUUUAGUGGUAUGGAGGGCUCUGGGAACCUGGCAUCUCCGUUGGGAGCCUACCGGCAACCUCAGGUGUCCCAGACGGGCAUGCAGCAACACUCGAUGGGCCACAACGCCACGGUGGCCAGUACUUACCACAUGCCCCACACCGUCUCCCAGUUCUCCCACAGCGCAAUGAGCGGCUACUGCAACGGAAGCAUUGCCAACAUGGGCGAUCUGCCCUCUUACCAAGACACUAUGAGGAGCAGUGCGGCGGCAACAGGGUGGUACGGCGCCAACCCCGACCCAAGAUAUUCAACAAUUUCUAGAUUCAUGGGACCUUCCACAGGUAUGAACAUGAGCGGAAUGGGAACGCUGAGCGGGAUGGCGGACGCUACCAAAGCCAUGACCCCGCUGCACGCAGCGCCCAGGCGGAAGCGACGUGUCCUUUUCUCUCAAGCCCAAGUCUACGAGCUCGAGCGAAGGUUUAAACAACAGAAGUACCUUUCAGCACCCGAACGGGAGCACCUGGCCAGCAUGAUCCACCUGACACCCACUCAAGUGAAAAUCUGGUUUCAGAACCACCGCUACAAGAUGAAACGACAGGCCAAGGACAAGGCGGCGCAGCAGAUGCAGCAAGAGAGCAACAUGUGCCAACAGCAGCAGUCGCCCAGGCGGGUGGCUGUACCCGUGCUAGUCAAGGACGGAAAGCCGUGCCAGAACGGCUCCAACACUCCGACACCCAGCCAACAGCAACUGCAGCAGCAGCAACAUCAGCAACAGCAGAAUAGCUCUGGGGUCGUGCUUCCUGCCACAAGUAACUCUAUAAAUCAACACCAGAGUCAGCAGGUGGGGGCCUUAGUACAGGCCCAAGACCUAGAGGAAAUGUCACCCAGUCCUCCAUCCCUCCACUCUUCACUAAACAGCAUGGGACAGAUAGACACGUCUGUAGAUUACACUAGCAACAUGGUCACAUCAAACCUGCUUUAUGGCAGGACGUGGUAG
Messenger RNA from Tachysurus vachellii, 1053 nucleotides. It is a transcript of the gene nkx2.4a, whose product is annotated as NK2 homeobox 4a. Gene Ontology annotation, cellular component: nucleus. The record is from RefSeq and is a predicted model, not a curated record. Gene Ontology annotation, molecular function: RNA polymerase II cis-regulatory region sequence-specific DNA binding; DNA-binding transcription factor activity, RNA polymerase II-specific. The coding region runs from base 1 to 1053 and encodes 350 amino acids. NCBI's taxonomy places the organism in Eukaryota, Metazoa, Chordata, Actinopteri, Siluriformes, Bagridae. Gene Ontology annotation, biological process: cell differentiation; regulation of transcription by RNA polymerase II. The transcript is spliced from 2 exons.